Messenger RNA from Protopterus annectens (West African lungfish), 3487 nucleotides. RefSeq names its product bestrophin 3 (gene BEST3). Gene Ontology annotation, molecular function: chloride channel activity. The record is from RefSeq and is a predicted model, not a curated record. Bases 309 to 2405 code for a protein of 698 amino acids. The transcript is spliced from 10 exons. NCBI's taxonomy places the organism in Eukaryota, Metazoa, Chordata, Ceratodontiformes, Protopteridae.
UGGGGGUGGGGGAAGGGAAAGCACAGUCAGCAUUUAAUUUUUGUUUUUGCUGUGACCUAUCAGCUAGAAUACAGAUUCAGUAACAAGUGGAACUCUAAGCUUGGGCCAUUUGUCUGUAGCUUUGUUCCAAAUGUUGAAAUUGCUUUAGCUCAGACUGACUUUAUUUGGACUCACUACAUGGAAUUAUAACAAAAACAUGCAAUUUGGAAAGCAAAGGCUAGAUCUUUUGUAAAACAGGUUGCUUCGAGUUCAGAAUUCUGGCACAUGUCAUUAUUCUCUUUGCACAAAGGAGAAACAUAAUAUAGAAGAUGACCGUCACUUACUCCAGUAAAGUAGCCAAUGCCACUUUCUUUGGAUUUCACAGACUACUGCUGCGCUGGAGAGGCAGCAUUUACAAACUAUUGUACAGAGAGUUCAUUGUUUUUGCUGGACUUUACACGGCCUUGAGUCUAAUCUACAGAUUUUUUAUUUCAGAAUCUCAAAAGCGAUACUUUGAAAAAUUGUCACUUUACUGUGACCACUAUGCUGAACAAAUCCCAGUCACAUUUGUUCUUGGGUUUUAUGUAACAUUAGUGGUGAAUCGAUGGUGGAACCAGUUUGUGAACUUACCAUGGCCAGACAGACUUAUGUUCUUAAUCUCCAGCAGUGUUGAGGGAAGAGAUGAAUAUGGACGCUUACUUCGUAGGACUCUAAUACGUUAUGUGAACCUAACAAGUUUGCUAAUCUUUCGAUCAGUUAGUACUGCAGUAGUAAAACGAUUUCCAACCAUUGAUCAUGUGGUGGAGGCAGGUUUUAUGACACCAGAGGAACGGAAUAUUUUUGAAAAUCUUAAAUCUCCUCAUCUCAAAUACUGGGUCCCAUUAGUCUGGUUUGCAAAUUUGGCAUCUAAAGCUAGAAAGGAGGGCAGAAUCCGGGACAGUGUGGACCUUCAGACAAUCAUGAAUGAAAUGAAUACAUUUCGGUCUUGGUGUUCUACAUUGUUUGGUUAUGACUGGGUUGGCAUUCCAUUAGUAUACACACAGGUGGUCACGCUGGCAGUUUACACCUUCUUUUUUGCAUGCCUGAUUGGAAGACAGUUUUUAGAUCCCAGUCAGGGAUAUAGUGGCCAUGAUCUAGACCUUUAUGUUCCAGUGUUUACACUCCUGCAGUUUUUUUUCUAUGCAGGUUGGUUGAAGGUUGCAGAACAACUUAUCAAUCCAUUUGGCGAAGAUGAUGAUGACUUUGAACCUAACUGGUGUAUUGACAGAAAUCUACAGGUUUCACUUCUGGCUGUAGAUGAAAUGCACAUGAACUUGCCAAAAAUGAAGAAGGAUAUCUACUGGAAUGAUCUAGACAUUCGUCCACCUUACACAUUAGCAGCUGCUGAUUACUGCAUUCCAUCUUUCCUUGGUUCAACUAUUGACAUGGGGCUGUCCGAUUCUGUGUUUUUACGAUAUGAAGGCCAAGAUGCCUCCCUAGAUGACUGGAAGCAUAGACAUCAGAACUCUGUCCUCAGAAGGGUAAGGCGUAUGCUAAGUGUACAAGAACACUCUGAAAACCCAAACAGGACAGUGUUCAGAAGAGGCGAGAGUGAGUAUUCUCAUAGAUUUGUGCCGUCAAAUGCUUCCAGACAUGCAUACGGCCUUGAUGACCAACACUUCAGAGUUGGAAGAUGUGCCUCAGAUUCUAAAAGUCAUGCUCCUCUUAAUAAUUAUUUAAAGUUACCCAGUGACCAUGAUGCUUUACCAACAGUCACAGAAGUGAGUGCAUAUGAAACUUCCAACAGCCUCCAGUCAUCUUUCUCUGAAUCUAAGGGUACUCCCAGUUCAAACAUACAGACUCCAGAAGUUGUUAUAACACCAUGUGAAGAAUCAGUAUUUUUGCUGCCUACACCAGAAUUUAAACUCACAAAUGAGUCAAACUUGUUAAGCCAUUUGCAGGAUAAACAAACUGAACAAAGCAAGACCAUUCUCAGAACUGAUUUAGAAAAGGGAGCAAUUCUUAUCACAGCAGAUCCUGAGACCCAUAACAUUCAAAAACCUACGUGCCAUUAUGCUCCUGUACCACAUACAAAAGUAGGCAGUGUUGGAGAAGAACAUACAGACACUGCUCAGCCAUAUACAAAUAUCUGUGUGGGCAGCAAUGAACACUCUUAUGAACGUUCUCCAGUAAAUUCAGCUAGCCAGAGUAAAGCAUCAGUGAGAGAAUGUAAAGAAUCUGCUGAUAGCCAAAGAACGACAAACGAUACAAGAAAACCAUGUGAAGAGAACAGCUCUGACACUGUCAAUAACACGCAAUCAGCAACAACACAUGACAGAAAUAGCAUUCAGAAUGCAGGCUUUGACCUUCAGCUGUUUGAGUACAUAGAUGCCAGAGAAACAGAAAUAACAGAAAGCACAGAUGAGCAAAGCACAGGGAAUGCUUAAAUCCUUCUAAUAGUCAGUCUGAAAUCACAUACAUAUCAUUUAUAAAUAUGUUUUAACCACCUUUUUUACAACUGUUCUCUUGUUUCUGCUAUGCAGAAGCAGUGAGAGUACACACUAAAAGUAUGAAAAGUAUGAAUAGAAGUACGGGAAAUGGAAAAGAUAUAGAUAUAAUUGUCCUAUUACCUGUGCCAUUCACCUGCUUGAUUUUGCAGUGGUGCUCUUAUUCCUACAGCUUUAACAAUAUUGUCACUAAAUACUUUCUAUGAACUGUACAUCCCUUGCUUUCUGAACAUGUCAUCACAGGUGUCACACUGCAUGUGCUGACAGUUCUUUUCAACCGAUCCCCAUGUUCCUUGUCACUAGCAGUAGCAGCUCUUAAAAGUCCAGCACCACGUGAAACUCACAAUUGCAUGAAAUGGCUCCCCUGUUUGGCUCAUUAAUCAAAUUUAGAAAGGUAAGAAGAUAUAGCAAAUCCAAGUUCUCAGCUUCUCAGCAAGAGUGAAGAAAGUAGAUACCUUAUAGCAAUGUCAGCUGCCUCCUGGGGACCACAGUUUUUGCAUUUUGCACUCCGCAACAUUGAAGGAGUGCAGACAGCAUGAUGUUGUAAUAGACAGGUUUGACUCUAAUAGUGUUCAAUGCACAGAUGAUGUUCUAAGAACUCCUGUUGUGUUUUGUAUAUUUUCCGGUUUAGAGGUCACUUAAAUAUUAAGGGUCUGCUCAAAGUAAAGAAUGAGAUAAGUCUAUAAGUAAAUGUUUUCUCAACCCACACAAGUUAAGCAGUAUGAGGCACAAGGCUAGACACCCUUUUCUUUAUUCAUUGUCACUGAGAACACUUAACAUCAAGUUUCUUCUUUUCAAACUGCAAGUGAAAUUUAAUUAGACUAUUGUAAUCUAGAUUAUAUGCAUUGGAACUAAACUGAGCAGCAAUGCUCCAGACUCUUAUAGAUGUAUGCUUCAUCUGCACAUUUCACUUACUGUUUUGACGUGUUUCUUUGAAAUGAAGCAUCCUUUCUUAUGUGACCACUGACUGUCCUGGACCAAAAAUAAAUUACUUUCUUUCUCCGAUACACUUGUUUUGUUGC